AUGUCAUCCUUACGGAAUUCAAUUCAGCGGCGCCCCCAUCGGGAGCGCGCGCAACCCCUCGAGCGCCGCCGCCUCGGUCUCCUGGAGAAGCACAAGGACUACUCCCAACGCGCAAAAGACUACAACCAGAAAAAAGCCACGCUCAAGGCCCUCCGCGAAAAGGCCGCCGACCGCAACGAGGAUGAGUUCUACUUCGGCAUGAUGUCCCGCAAAGGGCCCGGCGCCAAGAUCACGUCCGGCAAGUCCUGGAACGGCCGCGUCGAGGGCGACCGCGGCAACAACAAGGGCAUGGACAUGGACACGGUGCGGCUGCUCAAGACGCAGGACCUGGGGUACGUGCGCACGAUGAAGCAGGUCGCCGUCAAGGAGCUGGCGAGGCUGGAGGAGCAGGCUGUGCUCGUCAAGGGGCUGGAGGAUUUGGCUGCUGAAGAGGCGGCGGAUGAUGACGAUGAGGAUCUUGAUGAUUCGGAGGAAGAAGAGAGCUCGUCGAGGAGGCGGCGGCGAUCAGGCGCAAAGGGCCCCCGGAAAAUCGUCUUCAUGGACAACGAAGACGAACGAGAAGAAGCCCUACAAGCGGCAGCCGAAAGUCAAGGCCCCACAAGAGAAGACCAGCAAGCGGCCUUUGAACGGUCUGAGAACCUCGUCGAGCUGAAGCGGAAACUGCAACAUGCGCGCAAGAAGGUCAAGUCGCUCACGAUGGCAGAGAGCCAGCUCGAGGUCCAGCAGGCAAAGAUGGCCAAGACAGCGACUUCGGGCGGGACGACGAGGAGGGGGAAGAAGAUUAUGGUCAGGAAGAGGAAGAGGUAG
This is a messenger RNA of Trichoderma citrinoviride, 807 nucleotides long. Its product is annotated as U3 small nucleolar RNA-associated protein 11. Lineage: Eukaryota; Fungi; Ascomycota; Sordariomycetes; Hypocreales; Hypocreaceae. Gene Ontology annotation, cellular component: nucleolus; small-subunit processome. The record is from RefSeq and is a predicted model, not a curated record. The coding region runs from base 1 to 807 and encodes 268 amino acids. Gene Ontology annotation, biological process: rRNA processing. The transcript is spliced from 2 exons.